Oryctolagus cuniculus (rabbit) is the source of this 712-nucleotide messenger RNA. RefSeq names its product chromobox protein homolog 3. The record is from RefSeq and is a predicted model, not a curated record. Gene Ontology annotation, cellular component: nucleus. NCBI's taxonomy places the organism in Eukaryota, Metazoa, Chordata, Mammalia, Lagomorpha, Leporidae.
CCCCAGCCCCCUCCCCCUCGGAUGUGGCUGGAGCUUGAGGCGCGCAGGGCCGGAGACGCUGCAGCCCCGCGACCCGGAGCAGCUCGGAGCGGUGAAUAAUAGCUCUUCAAGUCUGCAAUAAAAAAUGGCCUCCAAUAAAACUACAUUGCAAAAAAUGGGAAAGAAACAGAAUGGAAAGAGUAAAAAGGUCGAAGAGGCAGAACCUGAAGAAUUUGUGGUGGAGAAAGUAUUGGACCGACGUGUAGUGAAUGGGAAGGUGGAGUAUUUCCUGAAGUGGAAGGGAUUUACAGAUGCUGACAAUACUUGGGAACCUGAAGAAAAUUUAGAUUGUCCAGAGUUAAUUGAAGCAUUUCUUAAUUCUCAAAAAGCUGGUAAAGAAAAAGAUGGUACAAAAAGAAAAUCUUUAUCUGACAGUGAAUCUGAUGAUAGCAAAUCAAAGAAGAAGAGAGAUGCUGCUGACAAACCAAGAGGCUUUGCCAGAGGUCUUGAUCCUGAACGAAUAAUUGGUGCCACAGACAGCAGUGGAGAACUGAUGUUUCUCAUGAAAUGGAAAGAUUCAGAUGAGGCUGACUUGGUGCUGGCAAAAGAGGCAAAUAUGAAAUGUCCUCAGAUUGUGAUUGCUUUUUAUGAAGAGAGAUUAACUUGGCAUUCUUGUCCAGAAGAUGAAGCUCAGUAAUUGUUUGCAUUUUUUUUAUAUAUAUUUUUAUAUAUA